CAGCAGACUGUCACUCAGAGGGAUCUGACUGUCCUUCUAAGUGAGCUCCCUUGCUCCUCGUUCUCUGUGCUCUCUCUUCUUUUCCCUCUGACACCCCACUCCGUCUCACCAUGACCUCUGUAACCAGAACCAGCUUCAGCAGCGGGGGCAGCAUGAGCGGCGGUGGCUUCAGCUCUGGCUUCAGCUCUGGCUUCAGCUCCAGCGGCGGCUUCGGCGGCGGCGGCGGCGGCGGCGGCAGCAUCAGGAGGAGCUUCACCAGCGCCUCUGCCCACGCCGCCCCCCUUGGCAGCAGCCGCAUCAGCACCUCCUCGGUCAGGCGCUCGGUUGUUGCGGGCGGUGGCGGGUACGGAAUGGGCAGCGGUGGUGGUGGCGGCGGCUUCAGCUACGGCAUUAGUGGCGGCGGAGGCGGCGGUGGCGGCGGCGGCGGCCUGGGACUGGGACUGGGACUGGGUGCGGGUUACGGCGGCGGUGCUGGCAUUGGGCUGGGUUUCGGUAGCGGUUUGGGCGGGGGUUUCGGUGGCGGUGCCGGCGGCUUUGUGGCCCCCAUCACAGCUGUUACAGUCAACCAGAGCCUGCUCGCCCCCCUGAACCUGGAGAUCGACCCCAACAUCCAGGUCGUCCGCACCCAGGAGAAGGAGCAGAUCAAGACCCUCAACAACCGCUUCGCCUCCUUCAUCGACAAGGUACGUUUCCUGGAACAGCAGAACAAGAUGCUCGAGACCAAAUGGAGCCUGCUCCAGGACCAGACCACUACCCGCUCCAACAUUGAUGGCAUGUUCGAGGCUUACAUCGCAAACCUACGCAGACAACUGGACAACCUGGGCAAUGAGAAGGUCAAGCUGGAGGGAGAGCUGAAGAACAUGCAGGGCCUGGUGGAGGACUUCAAGAACAAAUAUGAAGAUGAAAUCAACAAGAGAGCUGCAGUGGAGAAUGAAUUUGUCCUGCUCAAGAAGGACGUUGACGGUGCCUACAUGACCAAGGUAGAACUGGAAGCCAGAGUUGACGCUCUUCAGGAUGAAAUCAACUUCCUCAGGGCCAUCUAUGAAGAGGAGCUGCGUGAGCUGCAGGGCCAGAUCAAGGACACCUCAGUAAUAGUGGAGAUGGACAACAGCCGCAACCUGGACAUGGAUGCCAUCGUGGCCGAAGUGCGCGCCCAGUAUGAGGACAUCGCCAACCGCAGCCGCGCCGAAGCCGAGACAUGGUACAAGCAGAAGUUUGAGGAGAUGCAGACCUCUGCGGGCAAAUUUGGUGAUGAUCUGCGCUCGACCAAGGCCGAGAUUGCCGAGCUGAACCGCAUGAUCAGCCGUCUGCAGAACGAGAUCGAGUCCGUCAAGGCACAGCGUACCACCCUGGAGGCCCAGAUCGCUGAGGCCGAGGAACGCGGGGAGCUGGCAGUGAAAGAUGCCAAGCUCCGCAUCAAGGACCUGGAGGAAGCCCUGCAGAGAGCCAAGCAGGACAUGGCCCGCCAGGUGCGUGAGUAUCAGGAGCUGAUGAACGUCAAGCUGGCCCUGGACAUCGAGAUCGCCACCUACAGGAAGCUGCUGGAAGGAGAGGAGAUCAGACUGUCCUCUGGUGGAGCAACUGCUACUAUCCAUGUUCAGUCUUCUGGCGGUGGUGGCGGCGGCGGCGGUGGAUACGGCCUGGAGAGCGCUGGAGGUGGCUUCGGCUAUGGAUCGGGCGGCGGAAUGUCCCUGGCUCUGGGUGGCGGAGGUGGCGGCGGCGGCGGCGGUGGAUUUGGCUACGGCAGCGGCAGCAGCAUUUCCAUGAGCGGAGGCGGCGGAGGCUUCGGGGCCAGCAGCAUCGGAGGGGGAAUCUCCAUGUCCCGGUCCGCUGUGGUCUCCAGCUCCAGACGCCUUUACUAAAGACAACACCCUCCUCCCUCCUUCCCUCCCCCUUUCCUCUCCUCCCUCAGAACCUGCCUAGCACACCUCUCCAUAAUCGGGAAUAGUCCUGACCUUCGCUCAAUUGGUCCUACUUUCACCAGCUGAGUACAGGGCACCUAUUGGUCCCUCCAAACCUGGAAAGGGCUUUUAUAUAUUUCACAAGCACUCAAUACAAUUCAGUGAACCACUUGCUCAUUGCAUUUAGGAAAAAAAAUAUGAACAGACAAAAAAAAAUCAGACUCAGUUCAGGUCAUGGACUGUGACCGGGAUCAAUAGAUGGCUCUCCUGCACUUCCUUGCUCAUUCAAAGAAUCAGAACUAACAGAAACCACAAUAUAAUGGGAUGUCAAGUAUUAUCUUUCUGUUUGUUUAUUUUUGUGUGCGUGUACCAUUUUCUUUCUAAAACAGCCUUCCUUCACUUACGUAUAUCUGAUUUCAAAAAAGAAAUAGAGAAUGAGAGACAAGCAGCCGUGAUGAAUCCUGUCAGAUCCCUUAUUAUCAGCCUGGCUGCUUGUUUGCUGCUCCAGAACACAAAAAUGAGAAAAAGACAGUGCUACCCAGUCUCUGCAACAGCAAGGGUGACAGUACCA
This is a messenger RNA of Megalops cyprinoides (Indo-Pacific tarpon), 2472 nucleotides long. It is a transcript of the gene krt5, whose product is annotated as keratin 5. Gene Ontology annotation, molecular function: structural constituent of skin epidermis. The record is from RefSeq and is a predicted model, not a curated record. Gene Ontology annotation, cellular component: keratin filament. Gene Ontology annotation, biological process: intermediate filament organization; keratinization. Bases 111 to 1862 code for a protein of 583 amino acids. The transcript has 9 exons. Lineage: Eukaryota; Metazoa; Chordata; Actinopteri; Elopiformes; Megalopidae.